Molecule: messenger RNA, 2174 nt
Organism: Klebsormidium nitens
Lineage: Eukaryota; Viridiplantae; Streptophyta; Klebsormidiophyceae; Klebsormidiales; Klebsormidiaceae
Source: the annotation of a GenBank genome assembly
AGUUACAGCGAUGGCUCAGCAAAGCGACACCAAGGAGGCAUUCUUAGAGAGGCGAGCAAGAGAGGAGCUACGCAAUGCAGGCGCAGAUGGCUUGUGCAUCCGUCAAUUGCACUGUGAUUAGAAAGGCACUCCAUUCCAGCUUUCAAGCUGGUAGUUUCAGUAAGUCUUCUGCACAAAAGUCACCAGGGAAAGCGGAUACUUUUCUUUGAGUUGCCAUGAAAAUGCCAUGAAAGACGCAACAUUGCAGGUACGAGCUGAACAGAAAGGCAGACAGAAACACUCCAAAACAAAGAAAGACAGAACGCAAGAAAACAUGGCGCAGCGAAAGCCAGGUCGUCCAGCUCCAGGGCAACAGAGCAGCACUGCAAUGCCCAUUCCUGGUUGGAAAACAAAGGUUUUCAGAGUGAGUGAGGAAGACAUUGCUUUGCAGCGGAUGGAAGGCCCUUUUGAAAGUUUUGACGGGGGCGCCACUCACAUUGAUGGGAGUUACUUUGAGGGGGGAGGUCAAGUCGUGAGAAACGCGGUGGCGUUGGCGAGCAUCACAGGCCAGAAGUUGAGGAUAUCAGACGUGAGAGCUAACAGGCGGCCAUCGGGACUGGCGUAUCAGCACUGCACAGGGGUCGAACUGGUGACACGAAUCUGCGACGGUGUUGUCGGUGGCGCGGCAGUCGGUUCCACGGAGGUGCGGCUAGCGCCCGGUACAAUCGUCCCCGGUCGCUAUGUGGCUGACCCUGGGACUGCGGGGGCGACCGCGCUACUGGCCCAGGCUGCCCUGCCGUGUCUGCUGCUCGCAGGACCUUUGCAAAACGGGGGGGAAGAAAUGGAGGCAUUGGGGAAAGGAGGGGGAGCAUCAGCAGCGGCAAAGGAACGUUCGGGGACAGAGUCAGGGUUUGAACAAGAGGGAAAAGCUGGGGAACAUGUGACUGCUUCGGUGUCACUGGUGGACUAUGCGGAUGACACUGAGCAAGAAGAAGCGGGGCCUUCUCAUAAGGAAGGAAUGGGAGCUGGGAAGGAGGGUUCUGCAGUUACGGGGGGCGGUUUUUCGAGCUUGUUGCUGAGAGGGGGGACUGACGCGAGCAAGGCGCCGCCGAUUGACUACAUUAAGGAAGUCCUGUUUCCGACAGUGAAGAGGCUGCUUGGCGUAGAGCUGGAGAUGCAUGUGAAAAGGCGGGGCUUCUAUCCAAAGGGCAACGGCGAACUGACAGUCACGAUAACCAAGUCGGUGGAACGCGGCAAGUGCUUGCCAGCAUUCUCUCUGACGGAGCGAGGAAACGUGACCAGUGUGCACGUGCGAGCCUUCACAGCAGGGGCGUUACCACAGCACGUUUCGGAAGAGAUGCUCCAAAGCGCGCGAGCCGUCCUCGACAGCUUCUUCUCCUCCCCCGCCUUCGCCUCCCCGCCGCCGGUCCAAUACGAGUCCGUCCGAGAGACCCCGGAAUCCGCCUUCGGGAACGGAGCCGGAAUCCUGCUCCUCGCGGAAACGAGCACGGGCUGCCGGCUGGCGGGUUCGAGGGUUUUGGAGCGCGGCCAAAAGGGAGCCGACGCGGGAAGAGAAGCGGCGGAAGAUUUGGUGGGCGAUCUGAGGAGUGGGGGGUGCGUCGACAGAUAUCUGCAAGACCAGCUCGUGGUCUUUAUGGCGGCCGCGGAGGGCACGUCGCGCUUGCUGAUUGGCCGGCCGACGCUCCACACGUGCACCGCCGUCUGGGUGGCCGAGUCGAUGGCGUCAGCGAGGUUCCGGUUGCUGACGCACGACGGACAGCCCGCGACGAACUUGUUAAGAGAACCCACAGGGGGCCACAACGAGUUCGGUGACCCUGGGACGGAAAGUUGGAUACUGGAGUGCGACGGGGCGGCCUUGAAUGUUUGAGCACUCCAAAUCCGAGAACCGGACGAUUAGCAGGCUGGAGCUUGAAUCGACGAGAUCAACGUAGGGAGAUUGUAUAACGAAAGGGUGCGCUAGAGUGGGCCGAAACGCACGCUUCUCACAACUGUGUAGUUAUGCCGCUUGCUCCGAAUUGGAAUGUUGAGAAAGCAUCGCGACCUCUCCCGACGAGAUUAGGGAGGCCUCUCUUUCAAACAAUCAUUGCAUCGGUGGCAGGUGCCAGUGGGUAAUCUAGCUGGCCAGCAGCUCUGUGGUGGUCUAAGUGAGUUCCGGUGAUGGAUGUGCCUUGCCU